Messenger RNA from Solanum verrucosum, 534 nucleotides. RefSeq names its product 14 kDa proline-rich protein DC2.15-like. The coding region runs from base 50 to 466 and encodes 138 amino acids. The transcript has a single exon. The record is from RefSeq and is a predicted model, not a curated record. NCBI's taxonomy places the organism in Eukaryota, Viridiplantae, Streptophyta, Magnoliopsida, Solanales, Solanaceae.
AAUUAACCACAUUAAAUUGUUGAGAGUGCUAAUUUCUUAACUUUUAAAAAUGUCUAAGUUUGGUGCAUACUCAAUUGCCCUUGUUCUCACAUUGAACAUUCUUUUUUUCACUAUGGUUAGUUCCACUAAUGUCCCAUGCCCACCACCCCCACACCCCAAACCCCACUACCCUACCCCUACCCCCUCCACCCCAUCAUCAAAGGGUAAGUGCCCAAAGGACACACUUAAGCUAAAUGCUUGUGCCAAUUUGUUGGGUGACUUAUUGCACCUUGUUAUAGGAAGUAGUCCAGCUAAGACUAAAUGUUGCUCUCUAAUUGAAGGACUUGUUGACCUUGAUGCUGCUGUUUGCCUUUGCACUGCUCUUAAAGCCAAUGUGUUGGGAAUUAAUCUAAAUAUCCCACUUUCACUCAGCUUGUUGCUCAACAAUUGUGGCAAAUAUGCACCCAAGAACUUCCAAUGCAAAUAAGCCAAAUUUCCAAUUCAUAGAGUUUAAUUUCUUUCAGUGUGUUUGAUGUUUUGUAUGCUUAUACUAGU